AAUGUGAACUAUAUCUCUCAAACUGUUAUCUGUCAAAAUUACCACACCAGUCGCCGAUGUUGAUAAAAAAAAAUAUAGAAAAAUAAAAGAAAAACUCAAUUUAAUUUAAUAACAAAUACAAAUUAUUAAUAAUAAUCAUGGAAGCAAUAAAUCCAGCUAAAAACUGCAUUAAACUCCUUCAAGUUCUGCAACCUGGUUUCCUCGCUCCAGGAAUCCAAGGCCUCCUCAACGCCCAACAAGUACGCCACCGUCAGACCAAACAUUGGAAUCCAAAAUUCAAAAAUCUACGAAAACAAAAAUUCAUUAAAAUCGAUAUUCCCGAUUUUCGGGAGAAAUUCGAAGAACUUCCCAAAGAAGAAGUUCGCAGUCGUAUGAAAGAAAGAGGUGUCUUACCUCCACGACCAUGGAUGGAAAGACCAUUUCAUAUAAGUUGCACCGGUGGCAUGUUCGAACCCUACGUUCCUCCAGAAGGUGAUGGCAAAAAGUCCAUCAUCUCGACAACUGGAGCAAAGCAAAAAAUCGAGUUUUUAGAAAAAAAAGGUAAAAGUAUGAUGGCCGUACGAAAGAUUAAGAGCUUUGAAGAAGAUUUUGACAAAGACGAUUUUGCGAUCCUAGCUCAAGAAAUCUACAUUAACGCCCAUCAACUAAUGGCGGCAAAAAAGAAGCACGAAUUACGUCAGCACGUAACAGAACGUUGCUAUCCCGAAAUGAUUCACAACACGAAAGAUAAAACUAUUCACUGGCGAUUCUUGAAGUCAUUGGAGCCACCUCGAGUUGUUCAUGCUCGAUGCACUGAUAUUAUUACAAAAGAAAAUAUGUUUGCUCAAGUGACUGUUCGUUUUCACACUCAACAGCAGUUGGCUAUUUAUGAUCGAUUUGGUCGUCUUAUGCAUGGUUCGGAGAUCAUUGCUAAAGAUGUUUUGGAGUACGUUGUUAUGGAGAAGCAUAUUUCGAAUGAAUAUGGAGUGUGGCGAAUGCAUGAUAAGAUUAUACCUGAUUGGUUCCCAGCUAGACAGCCGUCACCUAUUACUUUUAGGGUAAUUGAAGAGGUUGAAGAGGAAACGAAGCAAAUUGAAGAAGCCGUUGAAACAAAGGAGAAGAAAGUUGAAGAAAUUCAGGCUGGUUCGUCGGAAACUCCCAAAGAAAAAUUGAUCACUGCUUAAGAAGAGAAAUUUAUUUUUUAAUGUUAUUAUUCUAGGAUCACUUGGAAAUGUUAUAAUAAAAAAAAAAUUUAA
Episyrphus balteatus (marmalade hoverfly) is the source of this 1235-nucleotide messenger RNA. It is a transcript of the gene mRpL45, whose product is annotated as probable 39S ribosomal protein L45, mitochondrial. The coding region runs from base 138 to 1163 and encodes 341 amino acids. The record is from RefSeq and is a predicted model, not a curated record. The transcript has 2 exons. NCBI's taxonomy places the organism in Eukaryota, Metazoa, Arthropoda, Insecta, Diptera, Syrphidae. Gene Ontology annotation, cellular component: mitochondrion.